Molecule: messenger RNA, 699 nt
Organism: Marasmius oreades (fairy-ring Marasmius)
Lineage: Eukaryota; Fungi; Basidiomycota; Agaricomycetes; Agaricales; Marasmiaceae
Exons: 2
Coding region: 160-501 (113 amino acids)
Source: RefSeq, a predicted model, not a curated record
CGUGACUGCUGUCUCAUGCUGAAUCUUCCUUACGCCUCUACAUACUUUCCUUACUCGCAAAGCCUUCAGCCAGAACUUAGAACUCGAUGACUGUCCUACUGGAAACUCUGUGAAACCUAUAAUCUGAACACUCCGCCGUCGGAUUUGAACAAGAAGCGCAUGUCUCAGAUCAUCCGUGAUCACCCUAUUACUGCUCAGGAAUCCAAUCCUAGCUUUUGUCUAACCUGGAAGUGGACAGACAAGAUGUUUUUCGAAUUGAGGAGUAAUAUUUUGCCACAUGGAAAGGCAUGUCCUGACAAGAUCCAUACUCUACAGGUGAAAAUGACCCGUCGUUCGACAACAUCUCGCGACGGAAACAAAGGACGCUAUUUCGCAAGCGUAGUCAAUAUACUUGCACCAAGACCUCAAGGCCUCAACUCCUCACUACCUGGAGCGUGGGCAAGGCGGUCACCGCAAAUUUCACCGUACCGCCCAUACUUAUCACCUUUCACUACCAUGUAGUGAGUCGAAUCUUCAAAGUGGCUAUCGGCAGAGAGUCAUGUCUGGAGGACCGCGAUUUGACUUGGAAUAGUUUGGCAAACUGCUCCCCAUUCCUCGAGCAAUAGCAAGGUCAAUACAUGGCAUGUAAGGCGUUCUUAGAUGCUCAUUUGGUCUAUGGCGGGCGGUCCACGGGUCGCGUCCUACUCCCAUUGAUUCACC